AUGUUUGACCAAAAUGCUUUUCUUCUCACAGCCUCAGGUAGACACUCCCUGUGGGUGUUGGCCUCCUACAUCUCAGGGUCCACCAUGUUCCCAGAGUUCACGAUGGUCCUGAUGCUGGACGACAUCCAGAUGGCCUACUUAGACUCUGAUUUGGAUAGGAUAAGGACGACCGCUGCCACCAAGGUGGAAAUGGACCUGUUGCAGGACAAUGUGUUCAUCCUGCGGGACAUGUGGGAAGACAUGAAGAAGAGGCUGAACCUGGCCAAACUCCACUUUAACUUGACGACAGGAGUUCAUGUCCAGCAGAGGCUGGCGGGCUGUGAGGUGAUGGAUGGACAACCAGUGCUCAUCAUGUCCAAGAACGCCGCCAACGGCCAGGACGCCUUCAGCCUGAUGUACAAUAUGACACACUUCACUCUGUCCAGACAGCAGGACUGGGUGAUCCACUGGGACAACAUGAAGUGGGCGUUCAUCCAGGCGCUGUACUCCAACGUCUACCUGCCGGUCUGUGCACACACUCUGAAGAUCCUGUUGGAUCGAGAAAAACGCCUUGUGAUGCGUCGGGUUCGACCUCGUGUUCACUUCCUCAUGAAGCAGGUGGUGGGCGGGGCUCAGCUCACCUGCCUGGCUACAGACUUUUACCCCCGCCACAUCAACCUGACACUUCUGCGGAACGGCCAAGCGGUGGAUGAGGACCAGCUGACGGGUGGCACUGUGCUGCCCAACGGUAACGGUCUGUACCAGGUGAAGAAGACUCUGACGGUCAGCGUUGAAGAGCUGAGGCUGAAACACAACUACACCUGUGUGGCGUCUCACCUGAGCCUGGACAACCGGCUGCAGGUGAGCUGGAGGGUGGAGUUCUCCCGCUCUCACAGGAUCCCCAUCAUCUCAGUUCCUGCCAGCGUGGCGCUCGCUGCCGGUCUGCUGGUGGUGCUACUGUGGUGGAGGAGGAGGUCAAAGGGCGUUGCCAUGGAAACACAGGAGCAGCAAGUAGAGUCAAAGCUGUGCAUGAAGGAUGUUCAGGCGAUCUGA
Messenger RNA from Sphaeramia orbicularis (orbiculate cardinalfish), 1032 nucleotides. RefSeq names its product hereditary hemochromatosis protein homolog. Gene Ontology annotation, cellular component: external side of plasma membrane. The transcript has a single exon. Bases 1 to 1032 code for a protein of 343 amino acids. NCBI's taxonomy places the organism in Eukaryota, Metazoa, Chordata, Actinopteri, Kurtiformes, Apogonidae. Gene Ontology annotation, biological process: immune response. The record is from RefSeq and is a predicted model, not a curated record.